This is a messenger RNA of Prinia subflava (tawny-flanked prinia), 657 nucleotides long. RefSeq names its product factor in the germline alpha-like. Lineage: Eukaryota; Metazoa; Chordata; Aves; Passeriformes; Cisticolidae. Gene Ontology annotation, molecular function: DNA-binding transcription factor activity, RNA polymerase II-specific; protein dimerization activity; RNA polymerase II transcription regulatory region sequence-specific DNA binding. The transcript has 3 exons. Gene Ontology annotation, biological process: regulation of transcription by RNA polymerase II; developmental process. Bases 1 to 657 code for a protein of 218 amino acids. The record is from RefSeq and is a predicted model, not a curated record.
AUGGGGGAGCCCAGCAGAGAUGGGAGGUGGCUGGAGGCCCUGCAGCCCUCAGAGGUCCCGGAGCCCCUGGGGGUCCCACAGCCCCCGGGAGUCCCUCAGUCCUCAGGGGUCCCGCACCCGUCAGGGAUCCCAGAAACCCUGGGUGUCUCGCAGUCCUUGGAGGUCCCGGAGCCCCCAGGAGUCUCACAGUCCUCAGGGGUCCCGGAGCCCCUGGGGGUCUCGCAGCCCCCGGGGGUCCCACAGCCCCCGGGGGUCUUGCAGUCCUCGGGGGUCCCGGAGGCCCCGGGGGUCCUGCAGCCCACGCCACCCCCUGAGAUGCUGGAAGGACUCCUGAGCCAGUGCUUUGGACCCCUGCCCCAGCCAGCCACCAUCGCCCGCCUGCGGCGCGGCCCCGACGGGGGCUACGAGCCCACCGAGGACCCCGCAGAGGUGCUGGAGCGGCGGCAGGCGGCCAACGCCAAGGAGAGGGAGAGGAUCCGGAACCUCAACAGUGGUUUCUCCCAGCUGCGGACCCUGGUGCCGCUGGUGCCGCGGGACCGGCGGCCCAGCAAGGCCGACACGCUGCGGGCAGCGACGCAGUACAUCCGCCUGCUGCGGGGGCUGCUGCACGACACGGGGGGCUUCCAGCCACCGCCCUGCUGGUGCCCCGAGCUGUGA